CCUCCCCCACCCACCCACACCCCCAGUACGGACCACCCUAGUACGCGCCUUGUUACAUUAUCCUACCGAGAUUCCACCCUCCCCGAACUCCCCAACCCUUGUGUGAACGAGGCCUAGGUCGGUUCGGAAAGGAGACUCCUCACAAUCCACCCUUCUGUCGCUCGUUGCCGCGUCCCUUCCGCCGCCCCAUCCCAACCUCUCCUUCGCACACCCAACGUCGUCGUCGUCCGAGAAAAAAAAGAGAGGACAGCGAGUUCGAACUCUCUACGCCAAACGACAACCGCAGAGGGAGAGACUCGAUACCCAUCGUCGUCGACAAACAUUCUCGACACAAUGAAUGCAAUGACUCGCCCACAGGAGACGGCGACGGUGACGCGGAUGACGGCCGAGGGCCGCAAGCUCAGCUACGAGCUCAAGGUCAUUCAGCAGCCGGAGCGCGCGAGAGCAUGUGGCUCGGGAGCCAAAUCUUCUGCCGACCGCAGACCUGUCGACCCACCGCCCGUGGUCGAGUUGAAGAUCUACGAGAUUGACGCACAGAAUCUCAAGAACGACAUCACCUUCUCCUACAAUGCCAACUUCUUCGUCUUCGCCACACUCGAGACUGCGCGUCCCAUCAUCCACGGCCGUGUCCAGCAGACCGCCCAGCAGAUCCCCGUCCUCACCGGCAUGCCCGUCUCUGGCAUGGCAUAUCUCGACCGCCCAACCGAGGCUGGCUACUUUAUCUUCCCCGACCUGUCAGUCCGCCACGAGGGAAAGUACCGCCUGAGCUUCAACCUGUACGAGGAGACCAAGGAGGACAAGGACAAGGAUGGAGAGUCGGCCACCGAUGCCCGACCAGUGAUCAAGCAGAACCCAGACGAGCCAACGGAUUCCUUCGAUUGGAGGCUCGAGAUCAAGUCCGAGGCCUUCACCGUCUUCAGCGCGAAGAAGUUCCCCGGACUCGCAGAGAGCACCAGCCUGAGCAGGACCGUGGCGGAGCAAGGCUGCCGCGUGCGCAUCCGUCGUGAUGUGCGCAUGAGGAGACGCGAGGGCAAGGCUGCUGAUGAAUACGACGAGCGCGCAGACGCCAACGGAUAUCGCCGAUCCACGAGAAGUGCCACCCCGGUUGAGCCUUAUAGCCGCCAACGAUCAUUGAGCAACAGCAACAGCGAGAUCAAGCCCGAGUACGCACACCGUCGCCCCUCGGCCGACGCCUACCCACCACACCCAUCAUACCCGGCACCAUAUAAUCACGGUCCGGCAUCCACACCGCAGCAAGGAGGAUCCUACCUGGGAUUUGGCGGGCAUUCCGCGCAGCAACCUCAAUUCCAGACUCCUCAGUUCGCGCAGCCUGCUCCUCCUCCACCCGCCCAGCCUCAACAACCACAUCAAUCCGCUCAAUCGCCAUAUCACCAACAAGCACCACAGUACCCGCCCCAACAGUCACCAGGCGGCUACAGUUACCCAGAGAGGCCGCAGUACGGCCAGUACCAAGCCCCGAGAGAUUAUGAUCCCGAAUACAGACGCCAAUCCCUCACCAGCGCACCUCUCCCACAACCACAAUACCCCCGCGAAGAACAAGACUCGAACCACGCCUCCUCCUACGCACCCUACCAAUCCCGCACCGAGGCCCCAGUCCUCGCACCGAUCAAGAUCUCCACCACCCCCGCCUACGAACCCAAGCACGAACUCGCAUCCUCGCCCAUCCCCUCUCUCCCCUCCCACCGCCUCUCACUGGGCAGCCUCCCCAGCCCCGGCGACCGUCCGGGAUCGUACAUGUACCCCUCCCUCACAUCAUCCACAUCCGCUGCCGAGCCACAGCGCGCCGGCAGCAAGCGCGCAUUCGAGACGGUUUUCGCGAACAACGCGCACACGGGGUCGCUGCACAAUGGCGAGAGGCCGUCGAGUUCGCACAACGGCGGUCCUGCGCAACUGGAUAAUGAGGAGUUGACGCAGCAGCAUAAGAUGGAGUAUAGACGCGCGGGUGGCGAGAGGCUUACACGCGCGGUGCGGGAUUUCGAAUAAGCUGCUUGAGUGGCCUGGAUGCGAUCGAUCUUGAGUUUCGAGCAGGGAGGAGAGUCGUAUAUACGUACACCCACGCACUUUGAGAGGGACGGCAGGUGCGCUGGACUACACUAGACAACCUCCUUCACCUCAACCACCACACCACCAUUUCUACCCCCCGCGACUUCAACAGCGCCCACCCACCUCACCACCACACAACACGAAGCCUCUAGACGACGGCGGCCCCUUUCAUUUUACUUGUUCCUCGGAUUUUUGUUCGGAUUAUAUCACAUCUACUCACGACCCGCGCUGAUGCGCAACAACACCACCACCGUACCACCACCACCGCCACCCACACACUACAAGACUUUCCUACGUCCUUCCUCGCUGUGCGCAUGGGGUGCAGUUGUAGCGGGCCCCUCCCCCCUCAUUUUCUGCCCAAGCGGAAAAGGAUGGGGGGCGGAGGGGUGCUCCGUACUGUAAAACUUUAGGAGGGGAUAUGAAGGAGGGGGUUGUUUUAUGACUUGAAAUACUUUCUUUUUCUUUUAGCUCGUGUCUUCUUUUUUUCUUCUGAUGGCUGUUUUUUGGCUGUUUUUUUUGUUGUAGGGAAAGCGCAAAGGUCUGGCUACACUGCCGUCUUUUUUUUUAGGGAUAGUUUUUUGGGAAUAUGAGAUGGGGGAGAUUUUAAAAAUUAUGUGUUGAC
Molecule: messenger RNA, 2686 nt
Organism: Pseudogymnoascus verrucosus
Lineage: Eukaryota; Fungi; Ascomycota; Leotiomycetes; Thelebolales; Thelebolaceae
Gene: VE1
Product: velvet protein
Exons: 2
Coding region: 334-2004 (556 amino acids)
Source: RefSeq, a predicted model, not a curated record